AUGGGUCACUCACACGGUCUGCGAUCGGGUACCCGAUAUGCCUUCGCCAAAGGGUUCAAGAAGAACGGCACCAUCCCGCUGAACACCUACCUCCGAACCUACAGGGUCGGUGAUAUCGUCGAUGUUGUCGUCAACGGUGCAGUCCAGAAGGGCAUGCCCUUCAAGGUCUACCACGGAAAGACCGGCGUCGUCUACAACGUCACCAAGUCCGCCGUGGGCGUCAUCCUCUACAAGCAGGUCGGCAACCGCUACAUGGAGAAGCGCAUCAACGUCCGCAUCGAGCACGUCAAGCACUCCCGCUCGCGCGACGAGUUCCUCAACCGCGUCAAGUCCAACGCCGAGGCCAAGCGCCAGGCCAAGGCCGAGGGGAAGUCCAUCCUGCUGAAGAGGCAGCCGGCCAUGCCGCGGGACGCCCGGAAGGUCAGCACCGAGAACAACCGGCCCGAGACGAUCACGCCGGUCGCGUACGAGACGACGAUUUAA
Messenger RNA from Eremomyces bilateralis CBS 781.70, 483 nucleotides. RefSeq names its product putative 60S ribosomal protein L21-B. The record is from RefSeq and is a predicted model, not a curated record. The coding region runs from base 1 to 483 and encodes 160 amino acids. The transcript is spliced from 3 exons. Gene Ontology annotation, biological process: translation. Gene Ontology annotation, cellular component: ribosome; cytosolic large ribosomal subunit. Gene Ontology annotation, molecular function: structural constituent of ribosome. Lineage: Eukaryota; Fungi; Ascomycota; Dothideomycetes; Eremomycetales; Eremomycetaceae.